Molecule: messenger RNA, 2577 nt
Organism: Theileria annulata
Lineage: Eukaryota; Apicomplexa; Aconoidasida; Piroplasmida; Theileriidae
Exons: 8
Coding region: 1-2577 (858 amino acids)
Source: RefSeq, a predicted model, not a curated record
AUGAGUAAUGUAGUGGAAUUAUUAAUAAUAUUAUUGGAUGAAAUAAAACCAUUAAAAAAUAUAAAAUUGGAUGAUUGGAAUUUAAUAAUUAAUUCAGUUAAAAAUAAUCUUAAUAAUUCCAAAAAUUUCAUUUAUUCAUCACCAGAUCCUUUAAUUGAAGCUUUCUCUACAUUACUUAAUUCAUAUCUUUCCAAUAAAUAUGGAUUACCAGGAUCAAAUUUAUAUAAUGCAUUAACACUUGGACGUAUAUUAAGAGAAAAUGUGAAUAUAAAUCAAAAUAUAGAAGAACAAAAUAUAAAUGAUGAUGAUAAAAAGAAAAAUAUAUUUGUUAAUACUAUUAAAAGAUUAUUCAAUAAAGAUGUGGAGAAUGAAAUAAAUGAAAGAAGAUAUUAUAGAGAUCCUUAUAAAUUAAGAUCUGGUUCUUCUAAAGGUGGUUCACAACUUAUUUCAUCCAAUACCACUACUGAUACUAAUACUAUUAAUGAGAAUAAUGAAGAUACUAAUAUUACUAAUGAGAAUAAUGAGGUUGAGAAUUUGGAUAUUACCAAUGAAAAUAAUACAAUUUUAAUUGAAGAUACUUCCUCAGUAACGGUGCUUGGUCAAGCAGAUAGUAAUACUAAUAACCUAACUACUACUGUGGAAACUACCACUGAGGAUACUAGUACCAUUGGAGCAAGCACCGUUACGGAGGAGAAAAAUAAUAAUGAAAUUGCUGUUGUUACUAAAACUAGGGAGUCCGAUACUAAUUCUAAGGAUACUAAUAAUAAGGAUACUAAUAAUAAGGAUACUAAUAAUAAGGAUAGUACUAGUAAGGAUAUUAAGGGUAGUGAGGUUAUUAGUAGUCAGACUAGUACUGCUGGAGCAAGCACCGUAACGGGCACCGUAACUGGGAACAUAUAUAUACCAUUAAAUAAUAUAAUAAAUGAAAUGAAGAAUAUAAAUUUAUAUGUAGUAGCAUUAGAAAUGAUAAGAGCAAGUGUACGUAAUGUGAAUAAUCAAAGAGAUGUAUUUAAUUAUAGAGCAAUAGAUCCAAGUGUAUUUAAUACAAAUGGUAUAGAUUAUUCUAUACAAAUAAUUACAUCAAAUGUAAAACAACAACAUCAUAUUAAUUUCGGUGAUAUUUUACGACUUAAACGUGUUGAUGCUUUUACUGUUAUUGAUAAAUUUGGUAAAAAACAUAUUAAUAUUAUUAUGUCUAUUAAAAAUUUCCCUACUAUGCGUUUAUGGCAUUCUAAUCUUUAUAAUUUUUCCAAUACGGUGCUUGGUCACACAGCUACCACUUCCACUACCAAUACUACUACUAGUACCACUGGACCAAGCACCGUUACGGAGGGAAAGAGAGCUAAUUCUAUGGGUAUGGAGUGUAAUAGGGAAAGGGAGCUAAUUAACACUUUUAGUACCCCGGGAAAGAGAGCUAAUUCUAUGGUUACAGAGUGUACCAUGGGAAAGGGAGCUACAGUUACUAAGGAUACUAAGGGUAAUAUGAAUACUAGUACUGAGGACAGUGAGGAUAUUGGUGGUGGUGGACCAGACACCGUAACGGAAGUAAUAAAUAUAUAUGGUGGAAUAAAAAUAAAUAUAACAAAUGAAGAUAAUAGAAUAAUAGAAUUUUUAAAGAAUUGGUCAAAGAAAUUGAAUCCAAAUCAAUUAUUAACAUCAGAAUAUUUAAAGAAAUUAUCAGAAGCAUCAGAAAAUCCAUAUGAUUUUAUAGUGAAAAUAUUAAGUGUAUGGAUUAAUGAAAAUACAAUAUUAGUAACAGAUAAUAUAAAUAAAGCAAUUGUAUGUAAUUUUGAUCCUAUUUUAAUUUCCAAUUUAUUUAAUAGUUUCAAUCCAUUACAACGUGGUGAUUGGAUCAAAUUACGAUCAUUUGUUAGAAUCUUUAAUGAUAAUAAAAUUAUUACACUUACUACUACUAAAUAUUCUUGUGUUACUAGAUUACCAUUACAAUUCUUUCAUAAUCAACAGGAUAAGUUCGUUACGGUGUCCGUUACGGUGACUGGACCACCGGACACUAGUUCCUUAGUUAUAUAUAUUAUUUUGACUAAUUUAAUUAAUUUGAUUAUUAAAUUGAUUAGUAAUUUAAUACGUGAAAGAAGAGUAAAUUUGGAUGUAUGGAGUAAGACAUCAUGUUUAAAUAAUAGUUUUCCAAAACGUUUUAAACGUUCACCAACAUUUAUACAAAAAUUAUUAAGUACACAACCAAUUGUACUACGGGAAAGAGAGCUAAUUGUAGUAAGGAUAGUACAAGUACUAAGGGAGCUACAGGUACUAGGUUCGAAACCCAGUGCAGUAAUCCUAAUAGUACUACUACUACAGAAAGUACUACUGAACAAAAUACUACUAUCAAUAGUACUAACAAGGGAAAGGGAGCUAACUACAGGUAUGGAGUGUACUAGUACUAAUAGUGUAAGGGAGCUAAUAUACACUUUUGGUACUCCCGGAAAGGGAGCUAAUUCUAUGGUUACGGAGUGUACUAGCGAGAAAAAAUCUCCUCCAAAGGGAGCUAAUACUAACACUAACACUACUACUGUACUACUAUACUCUAUACUUACUACUAUAACUACUGUAUACUACUAG